AUGUUCCAAAAUAUCCAAAACUACGCCGGCUCACUUGCUCAAACGGGCCAAGCCCUCGCCAACAGCGCACAAGCGUUAGCCCAAGAGGUGCAGAUAGUGCAGAAUAUGGGGAUGGUGUCAACGCCGUUCCCCGGCAACAGUCUUCAGGGAUUCCAGCCGUCGCCGCUCUCCGGCGACGGCAUGAUAGGCAGUGCAGUGCCUAUGCCCUAUAGUGAUUCCCAAAUCAGCCAAUUUGGGUUCAAUUCUCAGGGUAUGCCGGUGAGGAUCCCGACCGAAAUGCAGCAGCAAUACGCGCAACAACAGUCCCAACAGCGGGUCCAAAAUGCCGAUGGUAGCUACACCGUCUUUACCACAACUAGGCAACGCGGCCAACGAGCCGGGCAAGGGCAAGGACAAGGACAGAAUGGGGAAGCAAAUCGGAAUCCGCGGGAACAAACCCGAACUAAUGUGGGCGAGCAGCAAAGACGUGCGAAAUCCGUGCCUAGAAAAAUCGAAAAAGACCCAUUCGAGGGGCUUGAAGGAGGAUUGUAUUCAAAAGGAGAAGUUGCUAGGAAUCGGAACUAUCUCGAGGAUGAAGAAGAAGAUCAAGUCCCUGCGGCAGGUUACAGUGGUCAUAUACCAGCCUACAAACGCAUCAGUGUCGGCAAAAAUUUCCACACCGCCGCCCUCGAGGCCAAAAAGGAAUACAUCAAGCAGAGAUAUGGCGAGAAAGAUCUUGGUGACAGCGUGCAAGCUGUCCGGGGAGGCGUCCAAUUUGACGAGAGCAGCCCUGAUUGGCUUAAUCCACAGCUACAAAACAUGGCCAUCUCUGGGCAGCAGAAUUUGCAAUCGAACGCUCAGAAUCUUGGGCACAACGUCCAUCAAUACGCAAAUGAAUACGCGCAACAAGGACAAAACUACAUCCAGCAAGGCCAAAACUACGUCCACCAGCUGGGCCAGGGCAUGCAACCGAGUCGCUCGAUGAACAACGUCCAGCAGUAUGCUAAUUACAACCCCCAGAACUAUCAACAUAACGUCCAAAAUCUUCCAUAC
Messenger RNA from Mesorhabditis spiculigera, 1032 nucleotides. NCBI's taxonomy places the organism in Eukaryota, Metazoa, Nematoda, Chromadorea, Rhabditida, Rhabditidae. The record is from the annotation of a GenBank genome assembly.